Messenger RNA from Diabrotica virgifera virgifera (western corn rootworm), 1179 nucleotides. RefSeq lists its product as uncharacterized. Lineage: Eukaryota; Metazoa; Arthropoda; Insecta; Coleoptera; Chrysomelidae. The transcript has a single exon. The record is from RefSeq and is a predicted model, not a curated record. The coding region runs from base 1 to 1179 and encodes 392 amino acids.
AUGUUGAAUCAACGAUUGGGCAUUCCAGUCCAAAUGCCUGACAUUAAUCGUCUGCACCUCCAUUUUGUGCCUUCAACCUACACACCUCAAAGAAACGAAUCUCCGAGAUAUAUAUCCCAACCAAAUAUAUAUGAAGAAGCAGAUUCUAUUAGAAUAUCUCCUAUAGAUCCUAGAAACUCAGCAGGAUUUCAGUCCUCAACUCCAUCAGGAAAGACUGAGCUCAGAGCAGCGUCCAAUUUAGAAAAUAAACUUUUAUCCCCAAAGAAAUCAACAAUGUCGAAUGAAGAACUAUAUGCCGUUAUUCACAAAAGUAAAAAGAAGAUGAAUAUUGAAGCAGAAGAUUCACCGAGAUCGUCACCUUUAACAGUACAAGAAACUUCCAAAAAACAAACAAAAUCUCCAGAAACGGGAUACAUAGGUGACAAAUCCAGAUCUAGAUUGAGCUGGUCACCUAGUAAAGGGGAAUAUAUAGAUUUUAAUGAAGACAUAGACAAAUUAUCCCCGCCAAAUGAUUCAAGAACUCGGCAAAGUUGGGCUUGCAGCGAUAGGAAACCAAAGCCUAAACAAACCUCUACGCUGGAUUUUAAAAGACUACUCUUACAAAAAUCAAGUUCCAAUUCUCCGAAGAAGCUAUCAGCUGUUGAACAGCUGAAGAUGUCUAAACAACAAAUUAAGCCUUCUCCUCAAAAACUCCAACCUGAAAUGAAUAUUUUGGACCUCAGCGCCUCUCCUCGGAGCUUAGUAAACAGGAAGUUCAUGCAUAACCCUCCUGGAUCUCCGAACCGAGAGCAAAAACCUCUAACGAAAGUCCUAUCUCCUAGGUCCCAAUGGCGCUUUGCGAGCCCAAGAAGUGACGUUCUCUCCUCCCCAAUCCUAGAAGAUUGCAGAGAAGACGAAAGUCCGAACAGUUCCGGUGAAAGAAAGAAGUCUCCCAAGAAUCGCAGCUCAAACUCUAACACAGAGUCAUCUCCGAAGAAUCGCAGCUCAAACUCUAAUACGGAGACAUCUCCGAAGGGGAUGCCUCGACAAACGCAUUCCACGCCUUAUACCUCGGCUACUCAAAGACUUUACGCUCAAAGAGCUCAAUUCUUUAGCCCGGUAACGCCGAAAAGCAGUCAGGUUAAGAGCCAAGAGAAAGACAAGAAGACUUCUCCACCUACUUUAGAAACCGCGUUUUAG